This is a messenger RNA of Penicillium cosmopolitanum, 4569 nucleotides long. RefSeq names its product CCR4-NOT core ubiquitin-protein ligase subunit MOT2. NCBI's taxonomy places the organism in Eukaryota, Fungi, Ascomycota, Eurotiomycetes, Eurotiales, Aspergillaceae. The transcript is spliced from 7 exons. Gene Ontology annotation, cellular component: CCR4-NOT complex. The record is from RefSeq and is a predicted model, not a curated record. Gene Ontology annotation, biological process: protein ubiquitination. The coding region runs from base 1 to 4569 and encodes 1522 amino acids. Gene Ontology annotation, molecular function: nucleic acid binding; ubiquitin-protein transferase activity.
AUGUCGAGUCGCCAACAGAUUGACUCCGUCAUCGACGAUGACGAUGAGUUUUGCCCCCUUUGUAUCGAAGAGUUCGACCUUUCGGACAAGAACUUCAAACCGUGUCCCUGUGGAUAUCAAAUUUGCCAGUUCUGUUACAACAAUAUCAAAACCCAAAAUGACGAGGGUCGAUGCCCGAACUGCCGCCGUGCCUACGAUGACAGUACGAUUCAAUACAAGAUACCCGACGCCGAAGAGUUCAAGGCAGAUCUAGCAUUGAAGCAUCGCAAGGCGGCCGCCGCCAAGAAGAAGGAAGCAGAGAAACGUGAAAUCGAAGCCUCCAGCCGGAAGAAUUUGGCGGGCGUUCGCGUGGUCCAAAAGAACCUGGUUUAUGUGAUCGGGUUGAAUCCGACAAUUCGCGACGAAAACCAACUCCUCCAAACGUUGCGCGGGAAGGAGUACUUCGGACAAUACGGUGAUAUCGAGAAGAUUGUGGUCAGCAAGGCGAAGCCCGGUGGUAACCCUCACCAGGGUAUUGGGGUUUAUGUGACCUUCACACGCAAACUGGAUGCCGCAACUUGUAUCAACGCCGUUGAUGGCUCUGCGAAUGGGGACCGUGUCUUGCGGGCGCAGUACGGAACGACGAAGUAUUGCUCAUCUUUCCUCCGGAACGAGCAAUGCAAUAAUCGCAACUGCACUUUCUUGCACGAGACCGGCGAGGAUAGCGAAAGCUAUACUCGGUCUGACCUUUCUUCUAUGAAUUCGUUGUCUAGCCAGCGCCCGAACCCAACACCUCAGGUUACUCACUCUCGCCUCGGCCAGCCAAUCGCCCACCAAAUGCGCCGGCAGCCAAGCAAGGACGACUCGAUCACCGGGCGGCAAUCCAUUCCAGAUGGCCCUGCCCUUCCUUCGUCUGCCAGCUGGGCGAACAAGGAUAUGAACGCAACAAUCCGGACAAGGAGGACGAGCUUGACUGGUAGCCAGGCAUCGCAAAGCCCUCGCCCUGCCAGUGUGAACAUUGCAACGGCCUCUGAAGAAGCUAGGCGCUCCGAGAAACCGUCACCAGUUGUUCAGGCCGCACAACGAGCAUCUCCACCCGAAGCACGUUCUCCUACCACCCAACCUCAAUCCCAACCAAGUGUCACCCAACCAAGUGUCACCCAACCAAGUGUCACCCAACCAAGUGUCACCCAACCAAGACCUCGCGAUGAGAAGUCACCUUCAGAAAUCGCCUGGGAGAAUGUCCUCAAGGACUUCAUGUCUCCCGACUUCCGAUUUUCCUUUUCAACAGCCGAUAUUCCAGCUGACGAGCUGAAGAUCAUCCAAUCCUACCCAUCAUUUAUUGACCCCUAUGGCGGCGUUAAGCGCCGCGCAAUGCGCGAAAAGGCCGAACAGGAACGAAUCAAACGGGAGCAAGAGCUUCUCCAGUCUGUCGCGACCGAAGAAGACAGCCGCGAAGCCGGAAGCCUUCAAUUAGGAGGGGAGCCCGAGAAUUCCCCCGCCCCUCAAGCCCGACAAACCCGCGAAUCGCAUGGCGCUAUUCAGCCACCUACUUCUCAACAAGGCACUGCUGAUAACUCAACCGUCGGAUCCCCUGUUUCUGCGACAAGCCACCAAUUUCAGGGUCUCAACCUGGCUGGUCGCAGUUUGACUCCACUCCAGCAGCAGCAGUUGAUGCUUUUAAAGUCAGCUGGAAACCAGCAGACUGGAUUGUCUGAUUCUUUGAACUCGGCUGCUGUUGACCAGGCAAACCAAGUACGCCAUGGACUUUUGCAAACACAAAUGGCUCAAUUAAAUGCAUUGCAAGCUCAAGGCCGCCAAUCUUCACGAUUCGCUCUAAACGAAACUGGCACAAAGAACAUCAGCAACGCUCGGAUGUUGAGUCAGAUGCAGUCUGGGACACCGAACCCUUUGUCGGCACCAAGCCCCCAACAUACCCUUGCCGGUGGUUUUUAUGCAAGCGGCGUUCAGGGUCCUCCCCCUGGCUUGAAGACAGCAGGAACUCCCCCCUAUCAGCGGUGGUGGCAUGGGCACGGCUUUACCGCCAAUGCUAACCUCGGACUUGGAGGUACUAUCGGGAAGCAAGAUGCGACCCCCGAAUUGAUGCGUGAAUUACUGCGUGGUCGAAGUGGCGCAAAUGUGGGUGGAGUACAAGGCCAGGAGGCCGUAAAGCGUGAGUUCAUGUUCCCUUUUCUUCAACAGCACCAAACCCCACCUCCCCUGACUCCCGUCAAUGGCCUUCUCAGCUCUUUCUAUGGGUCUCAGGCGGGUGUAGCACCCGAAUCCGGUGGCCCACAGAAACAGAAGAAGAAGGGGAAGAAGCACAGACACGCUAACACUUCCUCCGGUGGAGGUGGUGUAGUAGAUCUUGCGGACCCGAGCAUCUUACAGGCAAGGAUGCAGCAAGUUGGUGGCAAUGCUACUGCUGGGCAAGCGUUGUACGGGAGCCAGGGUCAAGUGAACGAGGAUUUCCCUCCUCUGGGCACACCGGUGAAAGAAAACCAGCCCAUUGAUACCUUCGGAUUCCUGAAGUGUCAGCUUCCUAGCGACUCUGUUGGCCGGGUUGGAACCCCAACACUUCCACCUGGACUGCCUCUGCCUCAUGCCCACCCUUCAUCGGCGGCCUUUCAAGAAAAGUUAGGCCUGGGCACUGGAUUUUCGCGGUCCGGAAGUCCAUCGCAGAAAAAUGUCUCUGAGUCUCGCUCUAUGACCCCUGAAGCAACAGAACAAACCAGCUCCAUGUCGGCCCGCAUAAGGGAUGCCUCUCAAAUCUCUUUUGGAUCCCCUGUUGCCAAACCCAGCUCAAAGGCUCGAAUGAAUAACAAGCUGGACUCGGCAGAUGCCACGGAGGAGAAGAGAUUCGCUGUCAAUACCGAGAAAAGUCCCUCUACUGGAAUAAAACCCAGUCCAAUUGCCCUGAAUACGGCCUUGGCUCAAGAAACAACUCCAGCCAAAUCCGAGCGUGCUAUCUCUGGGACCUUUGCCUCCGUGGCAGGAUCAGCGUCUGUCGUUGGGUCACGACCUAAUACCCCACUGACAGCAGCUUCUCGUGCUUCUGAUUCUCCAGCUCCCCGCCAACCGCGAGUUCUGCGCGUUGUAGAAACUCCCAAGCCCGAAGCUCCUCUUCCCAUUGGGACGGCGCCAUCUGUGACUACCGGGGCCGACAAGUCACGUUCUCGCCGACAAAGCUUGUCAUCAAACAGCCGUCCAGAUACACCUGCCGAUAUUGGCUCAGAGGCCGACUUUGAUGUUUCGACCACAGCAUCUCGUGCAAACUCUCCUCCACCUGCUCGGAUUGGUUCUGCUCCAGUUCGUUCUGUGACGAAGAGCCAAGCUAAAAAGGAAAGGCGCCAGAAGGCGAAGGAGGCUGAGGCUAAGAAGGCCGAGACAACGGCUGCUGCCGAAGAGCCUGUUCAGGCUCCCAUAAUGGGACGGAAACGCAAGACCAAGAAGGCGCCUACUCUAACCUCUGAAUUGACCGAUUCGACUGCCAACACGCCCACCGAAGUAGCCAGCCCAGCCAAACCUGCCCCUUCCCCGAAGAAACCCGAGCCCAAGCCCGAACCUCCUAAGAAGGUGAAGGAAAAAGAGCAACCACCUCCGGAGGUAAAGGCAGCACCCCUCAAAGAAGAGCCAACCCGACAGAAGAUUGUCCCAGAAGAGGCCUGGCGCUCUCGCAACACCGUGGAGCAGCUGGUUAAGGAUGCCGAGGAGUCAGGCCGUUCCAUCAAAGACAUUUUUGCGGAACGGACAAAGCCUCUUCAUGAGCUCCUUGCCGCGAUGCACAAAUCCGGUGACCUUGAUCUCAACAAAAGCUCGCUAUUCAACCCCGCAAAUCUCAGCCAACGAUAUGACAUGAAGUGCAAUUCCCAUGAUUACGAUCUCCUCAAGCAACCUAUCGAGUUGACGGACGAUCACCGCAAGACUCUGUUACGUGGCCAGCCCGUGCGAACUGGCUGUGAUGAGCUAAAGAAUCGCGUCCUGAUCACCCCUCGCGGCUGCGUUCUACGUCAUCUUGAGCCGGCGGAGGAACAACGGUAUCUAGAUUUGGAAAAGCGUCGCAACGGCGCUAUUGAUCCGUUUGUUGUCGGCGAUGACUCCAGCAACAUCAACGGCGGACUAGAGGCACUCUUUGCAACACCCGAGAAGUACAACAUUUACUGGGUUGAUGACGACUCAACUCGCAUGGGUACCACUUCUCCAACCAGUACUCUGGAUGCGACUGAGGCCGUGAUUCCACCGAAUGUUAUUUCUGCAAUGGAAGCCGAUAGCUCUCGAAGCCAUGACUGGGCCGUCGCCCACUCGGCCGAACUUCUCCAGACCACCACUGCCGCCGUUCGUUCAUUCGCUGCUGCCACUGCUAAACAGAUGCUUGGCACUGCCGCGCUGCCAGGGAGUAAUCCUAGCUUGGACCAUGUUGCCGCCAUGACCAACGAAGAGCUCAAGGAGCUUUCCGGCAAGUCGCAGAAAGACCUUGAAACUACCCGCAAGGAGUUGGAGUCUUUGGAAAAGAAGUUUUCGGCUUUGCUUCGGCGAAACAAGAAGGUUCAGCACCAGGCUCUCUCUAUCGUCGGAGAUACCAACGCAUGA